Toxorhynchites rutilus septentrionalis is the source of this 3372-nucleotide messenger RNA. RefSeq lists its product as uncharacterized. Bases 321 to 2891 code for a protein of 856 amino acids. The transcript has 7 exons. The record is from RefSeq and is a predicted model, not a curated record. NCBI's taxonomy places the organism in Eukaryota, Metazoa, Arthropoda, Insecta, Diptera, Culicidae.
GCUUUGGCUCUCCAAGUUUGAGUCAUUCCGGCAUCAAAUCUUUGCGCGAGUGGUUGUGUUUCUCUCGAAUGUGCUUCACCGAAACCCAAAAAAUAGAAGGAUUCUUCCAAUCAACAAAUAUUAGCCCUUCAAUCUAGGGAAGGAAAAAUAUGUGAUCCACUCAUCAUCUCAGGGAAGCGGAAACGCUGUUCGGUGACGCGGUGUAACGAAGUGUGUUUUAUUGCAAGUUUUAAGUUCGCUGUCGCUUUUUCACACAUCGGCUGUAAAAUCCCCAUUUGGGAACCUUGAAGAGUAGCCGAGGGCAGAGUUCCUACGACGGUAUGGCAUCCUACGGUACCAGUUCACCAGCUGCUUCAAUGUUUAAGUCUCCUCCAACCGCACUGCAGCUAUUGCUGGAGGAGAUCAACUUCCAGCGCACAAAGGAAAUGCGGCAGUUGCUUAAAGAUGACGGUGGCUUCGUAGUGCUACAGGGUACCACAUAUUGGACGGAUCUGUUCGUUCGCCACUUUCUAUUCCAGACGGAGAAACAGCACAGUAUCGACUGCGACGAUUUGCUGUUUUUCGUGCGCAAGAAACACGUGAAAGGGUCUUCCCGGGUGAUGCCAAAGUACGAGACGGAAAUCGAAGUGUUCCGAAAAGACUCCCGCAAGCUGCCAAUCGGGGAUCCGGACGUUGACUGGGAGGAAACGGUGUAUCUGAAUCUGGUUAUACACCAGUUCGACUAUAUGCUCACACUGGCGAUCUGUACCAGAACAUCGCCGAAGGAGCUGCAGGUAUUGAGGAGACACACACAGAAAGUGUAUGCUUCACCCAGCAGAAGAAAGAUGGACACUAAAGGGGAAAGCGAGGAGAUCACUUAUCCCCACAUCUGUUUUAUGGUGGAUAACUUUGACGAAGUUUUUCACGAUAUUCUGGUUCGGGAUGGGGAAAUGGUUUGCGUGGAAUUGGUGGCCACCGAUCGGGAUGGCAGUGUACAGGGUGUGAUUUUCCUGGGAUCGAUACGGUAUGAUGCGCUGAAGAAAGUUUAUGAUGCCAGGCAAUCUAGUCUUAGUUCAAAAGUAGCACAACGCAUGUCGUUCGGACUGUUCAGUUCCGGAGGGCCACAGACUCGCUGCGAGUUUGUAAGAAUGAAAGGUCCGCAAGGCAAAGGCCAUGCGGAAAUGGCUGUGACUAAGCCGAAAGGUUCCGGCGUGGAGACUCCAACCAGUGAACCGGGCUUCUGUGCCACCGAUAUGUGGGAUUCGGAAUGGGAGGAUGACUGCGAUGAAUACUACAACUAUCGGCACCAGCGCAGACUUAGCGAUCCGAGCGCAAACUUAAACAACUUCAGUCGCUAUGGAUGGAGGUCCAAAAAUACGACCGAUACAUCGUACGGUGGUACUAAGGCUCGGUCCGAGAAUGAAGGGUUAGAUUGUCUGGCCAAUGAAGUGUCCGAAAUCGAAGCGGGCGAUUUGCGGGAUGAUCGUCCUGCUUCCUCCGCGUCCGAUUCAAAGCUGACCGAACAUCAGGUCGCCACCCACGGGAGGCUGGGAAUGGCGGCCGGUGCCGCUUCAGGUUUGAUCACGAGGCGGAAAACCGGUAGCAGUAGUGGAUCGAGCAGCAGUUGCUGUAAUUGCUUCGGACCCCGCAAGCGUUGGAGUGACACCGCUUCGACACAAAUGUCCGACGUGUACUACAUGCCCUGUCCCAAGUGCGAAGCGGAGGCACUAGAGCUGAACAAUUCCCCGGCAUGCUUGGGCACUGUCUCUAAGGGCCGAUCGGCGCUCAAGCACAGGAAUCUGCUGAUUGUCGAAAGUGAGAUCGAAUACGGUAACGGAAAGAAGAAGCCUGAGGGACGCAGCGAAGUUCGUGAUACGGCGAAAAAGAGUCCCAAGAAAGCUAAAGGGUCGCUGUCGCCGUGUUGCAAGAAAAAGACUGAAAAUAACAAUAAGCACGAGAGGCACCACCAGGACAGCACGGAAGAGGUCGAGCUGGCUGACGACGCGGUCUCGUUGAAUGGAGAUCUGAGUGACGAGGUGGCGAAAAUGGGCGUAAUGAACGAUUUUGACGCAAAUCAAGUGAUUCGCGUGAAUGGGAAGGAGGAAUUUCCUGUUAGAGAAAGAGUGGACACUGGAACUAAUGCAAUAGCAGCACAGAAAAUUAGCACUAAAGUUGAAAAAACCGUUACAGCUGAAAAAGUAAUAGCUGGAGAACAAAAUGAGGAAAAUGAUAAGAAAAAAAUAACUUUCGUCCAGGCAACCCUCAGUGAUUGUGGUCGAUUUUCUAUAAUCUACCGCAGGAGAAGUAAACAUUUUAGAAACAAACGCCUCUCCAUGGAAAGCAACACUGAGUGCCAGGCUAAUAAUGAAAAGCCUAAUAGUGGAAAUAGUACUAACAAUAGCAGUAACAGCAUCGAUACAAAUAAGGAUUUCAAUGGAAACAACGGCACUAAGAGUAGCGAACAAGAGCGAUCGGAGGAACGAAAGAGUUGUCCCGAGCAGGACGAACAAGAUAGUGCCAAUAUUGCGGAUGCGUUGAAAAAUUUACGCGCCAAAAAAUCGUGCUCAACCUUACCUAAAGUUAAGAAACCGAGCUACAACAGCUUCUAUCUGAGGCCGCAGAACUUCAGCAGCCGAAUGGUUGAGCAAGUGCCCAAGCGACGUACUCCGGAUGGGACGGACAUAUACUAUUGGUGUGAUUAUCAUCCGAAAAAAGGAAAAGAACUAGACGAUGGAGCGUACAAUCCACUAUGGACAACGAAGGGCUUCACGCAGACUUUUCAUUUCUGGAAAGAGAACCGUCGCCAGCAGUCGAUUCCGCUCAACGCAUUCUUGACGUACGUUACACUGCCUUGGUGGAGUAUAGCGAAAGACCUUCUGGAUCACAGAGAGCAACCCAUUCUAACGUUUUAAAGCUGGAACGCUAUCCUAACCUGAUUGAAGGCCACAGAUUAUGGUGUAUUGAACUAAUGCGUACUAUUAUUUAAUGCGUACUAGAUGAUGGUUUACCACAUGCGUGUGAGCAUAGUGAUGAAGUUAGUAUAACCAAAAGCUGACGAACAAGAGACUUAAAGGUCACAAGACUAGGCGGCGCUAUUGCAGCCUUGGGAUUUUUCAUACGGUAUUUCUGUGGGAUUGGUGUAUAUAAUAUUUCGAUUACUACAUUUCGUAGGUAGGAUAACCAAUGCUGGUUUACAAUUUUCCGAAGCUAGUCACUCUUCUCUGUAAUCAUCGAAAAAUUAUCACGAUUGUCUGAAAUGUGAAAUGGUUUACCGCAAAAGUGUAUUGAGGCUCUGGGCACACCGUAAUGACGCUUGGCAUGAAAACACGCCAUACUCAGUAUUGGAAACGAAUAUAUAAAGUACUUAUAAUACAAGACUGUAUAACAUUUAAA